GUGUGGUGGUUGACCUGCUUAUCACGUGACCCGGAUAUACCUAAGACAUCCUUUUCCGGGUGGAAGGUUACUCUUCCGGUAGAAGCAGCGGUACCUCCAAAAUCAUCAGCGGUGAAAGCCACGGAAUUCCCUUUAGACACAGUAGAACCGGGACACAUUUGUCAGACAAGAUGCUGAGGAGAAAACCGACUCGCCUGGAGCUGAAGAUGGACGACACAGACGAGUUUGAGAGCAUCAAGAAGGAGCUUGAGGCCCGGAAGCGUCAGCGCGAAGAGGCGGAAUCAGGAGGUGGAGUGGGCGGGGCUUCUGUCAUGGGUGUGGACGGCUGCGGGGCGGAGGCUUCGUCAUCUUCAGUCGCAUCGAGGGUGGAGCUUAUCAACGAACGUAUCGGCUACAAGCCACACCCCAAACCGGCCACCCUGCCCACACUCUUUGGAAGUUUACAGUUUUAAUAACGUGUAAAUAUGAAAAUCUACAGUGCUACUGUCACAAUAGCUCCAAGGGGAUUACUAACGUUAUUUAUGGCUGCAGUGUGAUGCUCAAAGGCACAUCAGUGGGGUGACUGAGGCUGCCGGGAGUUGACAUUUUAUUCUCAUGAUACAUGUAUCAGUAAGAUCUUGUAAAAGGCUUAGUCACGUGGCACUAACAUGAAAAAAAGCAUUGUCAGACCGUGAGGUCGGCUGACAAGCUCCAUCCUCCAUCACUCAGAAGAUCAAGAGAACAUGGAGUGUGUGCUGACCAUCUGUCAGCAAAAUGUCACCCUUGAACAUUUUUUUCCCAACAAAUAAAUAAUAUGUUGAUUUUUCCGCUGCUCA
Doryrhamphus excisus (bluestripe pipefish) is the source of this 815-nucleotide messenger RNA. It is a transcript of the gene cdc26, whose product is annotated as cell division cycle 26 homolog. NCBI's taxonomy places the organism in Eukaryota, Metazoa, Chordata, Actinopteri, Syngnathiformes, Syngnathidae. Gene Ontology annotation, biological process: protein K11-linked ubiquitination; regulation of mitotic cell cycle; anaphase-promoting complex-dependent catabolic process. The record is from RefSeq and is a predicted model, not a curated record. Gene Ontology annotation, cellular component: anaphase-promoting complex.